AGAGCGUGUCAUCAUGCUAGCCUUUGCCCCAGUCAGCGGAGGUACGUAAAGUACAACAACCCACUUCUCCACUACUUUUACAGAGGACACGAAGCACUGCUACUUGACAGAAAAUGUCUCGUCCUCUGGAGAGACUCCGAGUCAUUAUCAACCAUCUUGACAGACAUCCUGCGGGGAUUAGAGCUGCGCCCACGUCUGCUCAAACCGUCAGCUACGGUCACCCACAGAGACUGAGGUAUACUUUGGAUAAUGACCUGCUGACCCCGGAACAGCGGCUCUUCUAUGAGGAAAAUGGCUUCCUUCUCAUCAGAAAUCUGGUGUCCAAGCAGGACAUCGACAGGUUCAGGAGGGAGUUUGAACGGAUCUGUCGACAGGAAAUAAAGGUUCCCGGUCUGGUGGUGAUGAGGGACGUGGCUAUAGCAAAGUCCGAGUUUGUCCCAGAUCAGAGAGCUGUCUCAAAAGUGCAGGACUUUCAGGAGGAUCCUGAGCUGUUCCGGUACUGCUCUCUACCAAAGAUCCUGAAGUAUGUUGAGUGUUUCAUUGGACCGAACAUCAUGGCAAUGCACACAAUGCUGAUCAACAAACCUCCUGAUGCAGGUAAGAAGACGUCCCGUCACCCGAUGCAUCAGGAUCUGCAUUACUUUCCCUUUCGACCAGUCGAUCGGAUCGUCUGUGCGUGGACAGCUAUGGAGACUGUGAACAGGCAGAACGGCUGCCUGGUCGUCCUGCCAGGAUCACACAAGGGCACGCUGCAGGAACAUGACUAUCCUGAGUGGGAGGGCGGGGUGAACAAGAUGUACCAUGGAGUCCGAGACUAUGACCCGGAGCACCCCAGGGUGCACCUAGAAAUGGAAAAGGGUGACACAGUCUUCUUCCACCCACUGCUCAUCCACGGAUCUGGCAUGAACCAGACACAGGGCUUCCGCAAGGCCAUCUCCUGCCACUAUGCCAGCGGUGAUUGCUAUUACAUUGACGUGAAAGGAACCACACAGGAAAACAUAGAGAAAGAGGUGAAGGAGAUCAUAGUGAGGAGGCACGCUGUUGGUGAUGAACUCACUUUCAAGGACACCUGGGCAAUUCGGGGUCGUCUGGUGCAGGGAGAGAGGAUUUCGAUGUGAAGACGCUGCUGCGGGGUGAUGAAACUGAGCUCAAACUUCGCCAUCUCAGCACAGCGGCUGAAUGAGAAGCAACAGGCUUUGGAUCACUGCAGCAAAGUUUUCGGGGUUUUCUGCUGAGGGCUCUGCAAGGGCUUCAAACCACUCUUAUCUAAUUUAUGCGAAAACAGUCACUGAUUUUCUUUCACCUAAAUGCACUGGAUUAGUAUGCAUAUAAUUCAACAUUUAACAGUGUUUUACUGCACAGAGAUCCUUCUAAAAUCCAUCUGUAAAGUUGUUUAGCCAAGUGGGAAAAAAAGAAGACAUUAAUUACACAAAUGAGGAUUCUAAAUAAUAAUUGAUUUUUGCAUAAAGAAAACCGAGUGUGUUACGAGUGACAGUGUGAAGUUCAAAAAGGGAUUAAGUGGAAAGAAAGAUUAAUGAAAGUGUUUAAGUGAUGUUGCACUUGUGAAUUGACACUAACAGAGGCCUUAAUCUUGCGGCAUUCUGCCUUGUAAAUUAAUGAGAAUGUUUAUUUUUGCAUCUUUAAUGGCAUUUUUAAUCUUUCAACAGGAGUUUUUGAUCUUCAUGUGGGUGUCAUUGUGCACAAAUGUAGUGUAUUUUGCUAAUAUUAGCAAUAAAACUCAGAAUUGACUGCUAUAUAAA
Messenger RNA from Pundamilia nyererei, 1760 nucleotides. It is a transcript of the gene phyh, whose product is annotated as phytanoyl-CoA 2-hydroxylase. Bases 114 to 1118 code for a protein of 334 amino acids. The record is from RefSeq and is a predicted model, not a curated record. Gene Ontology annotation, biological process: fatty acid alpha-oxidation. NCBI's taxonomy places the organism in Eukaryota, Metazoa, Chordata, Actinopteri, Cichliformes, Cichlidae. Gene Ontology annotation, molecular function: phytanoyl-CoA dioxygenase activity. The transcript has 9 exons.